UUUGAUCAAAUAGUUCUCGCAUCAUUUCGUAAGUAACGACAGACCUGUGCACACGUUAUUCUUCAAAUUGUAGAACGCCAAAUUUUCGGUGUCGAAGUAAGUUCAUUAUUAUUUUUUUCUCCUCUAUUGAGGAAUUAAAAAUAGUUAGUUAAAAAUGACUGGCAUCGAAAUUUUUUGUGGCAUCGUCGCGGUGCUUCUUCUACUUUACUACUAUUCCAUCUCAACUUACAACUUUUGGAAGAAACGCGGUGUUCCUGGACCGGAACCCAUACCGUUUUUUGGCAAUGUCGUCAGAAUGAUGUUCUCCCAUUUGUCGAUGGGUCAAUACAUGCGGGAAGUGUACGAAAAAUAUAAAUCCGAACCUGCGAUUGGCCUAUUUAUAAGAAGACAACCAGUAUUGGUUUUAAACAAUCCUGACUUAAUCAAGACAGUCCUUAUCAAAGACUUCGCGAAAUUUUCAGAUCGUGGAGUUACUAUCAAUGCAGUGGCGGAACCACUUACGCAGCACUUGUUUGCUCUGGAACCAGAAAGAUGGCGACCGUUGAGAACGAGACUCUCGCCAUUAUUCACGUCUGGCAGACUGAAGGAAAUGUUCUUCAUGAUCGUCGAUUGCGCAAAUAAUCUUGAGAAACAUUUGGAGAAAGUGGCAGUAAAAUGUGAUCCUAUCGAUUGCCGAGAUUUGGCAGCCAGAUACACUAUGAACGUUAUUGGAAGCUGUGCCUUUGGAAUUGACAUGAACUGUAUGUCGAACGAGGAAUCGACAUUUCGUAAAGUGGGAAAAGAAUUCUUCACUAACUCGUAUAUGCGAUUGAUAAGAGGUAGACUACGAGAAAUUACGCCACAGUUGUACACCUUGCUUGGACGCAUAUUACCGCAUCCCUAUGGAACUGACUUCUUUAUCGAUAGUGUUCUGAACAUGAUAGAGUACAGAAAGAAGAAUAAUAUCGUCAGAAACGAUUUCAUCAACACUUUGAUGGACAUCCGGGAUCAUCCUGAGAAGCUGGGUGACAUCGAAUUAACGGAUUCUCUACUCGCUGCGCAAGCAUUCGUCUUCUUCAUUGCUGGUUUUGAAACUUCAUCAUCAACAAUCAGUAACGCACUUUAUGAACUGGCCUUGAAUCAGGAUAUACAAGACAAAUUGCGGAGCGAGAUCAAGGAACAUCACGAGAUUAAUAACGGAGAAUGGCACUAUGAAAAUAUAAAAGCUAUGCCAAUUCUAGAUGGCGUAUUUAAAGAAACGCUGAGAAUGUACCCACCAGUGCCAUUUAUUACUAGGAAAUCAGUCGACGACUAUACUUUUGCAGACUUGAAAUUUUCGAUUCCAAAAGGUGUAUCUGUGUUUAUACCCUUGUAUGGAAUACACUACGAUCCGGACAUUUAUGCAAAUCCUGAAACUUUUGACAUUAGUCGAUUUAUGGGUGACGCAGAGUCGAAGAGACAUCCAAUGCACUAUUUACCAUUUGGCGAUGGCCCAAGGAAUUGCAUUGGUGCACGAUUCGCAGUCUUCCAAACGAGAAUUGGGCUUAUAAAGAUACUUCGUAACUAUAAAGUUGAUAUCUGCGAGAAAACUGUCAUCCCAUAUGAAGUUAAUCCACGAACCUUUUUAUUAGCUCCAAACCAUCCCAUCACUUUGAAAGUAACAAAAGUUGAAAAUUAAAAGAACAAUUCUUUAUUUGAUACAUUUCAGGUAUUUUAAGUGUCCUUAAAGCACAAAAAAUAACUGUGAUACAUUCAAAUAUUAAUAUAUCAAAAUUAAUUUAUAGUAACUAUUGUGUUGAUUAACACCUCACGCUUAUCUUAAACUAUAAACGAGGGUCUUCUGUGUUCAACUGAUUUUCUAGCAUAUAUAACAGUUUACGAAUACCGUACUGAAAAUAUUAUAAGCGAGUUACACGAAACGAAAUGUAUUAUUAUUAGUAAGUAUAAAAACUAAAAUUUUUCAUAAAGUGUCAUUAUGCAAGAUUAACGAAAAAUACAAAAGAUUUGUUCUAUCCAGAA
Megalopta genalis is the source of this 1998-nucleotide messenger RNA. Its product is annotated as putative cytochrome P450 6a14. The record is from RefSeq and is a predicted model, not a curated record. NCBI's taxonomy places the organism in Eukaryota, Metazoa, Arthropoda, Insecta, Hymenoptera, Halictidae. Gene Ontology annotation, molecular function: iron ion binding; monooxygenase activity; oxidoreductase activity, acting on paired donors, with incorporation or reduction of molecular oxygen.